This is a messenger RNA of Apis mellifera (honey bee), 8512 nucleotides long. RefSeq lists its product as uncharacterized. Bases 813 to 5660 code for a protein of 1615 amino acids. The record is from RefSeq and is a predicted model, not a curated record. The transcript is spliced from 8 exons. Lineage: Eukaryota; Metazoa; Arthropoda; Insecta; Hymenoptera; Apidae.
AGCAUCGAACGAGGUUGUAUGUGUUUGCGGUGUACAUUGCUCGGCAAACUGAUAUCACGGAAGUAGUCGAAGCCUGAGUUAACUGACGGUGAUCGCGUUAACCUAUUCGAACGUGUAAAAAUACGUGAUCGCGUGACGUCUGUAGUCUUAACUCAAGAGUUAUAUCUAGAAGCUGAGUGCCCGAGUUACAUUUUCCACGUCGUUCGACUGGGACGACUGGAUCGGUCGAAAAUCGAUCGAAACAUCGUCGAAAGGACGAAAGGUGUGAAACGAGUCCAACGAGAGAGACAAAAAAAGGAGAAGAAAAGAUCGAAGAGAGAGAUAAAAGGGAUCGUCGCGAGACUUGUUCCCUCUACCGAGAACUAUCGUUUGAACGGACAAUUAACACGGACGAUACACAACACGCGUUCCUUCUUUAUUUUUCCUACGUUCACGGAAUCAGUCUGUCGUCUAACGAUAAUCCUCGCGUCCCCUCGCACCGUUCCAAUUAACGUUCCAGUGAUAAACACGUGUCUCCGGGAGUAUAGGAAACGGCAAGAAAGGACGAUUGGGCAGACAAAUUUGUUCGUUCAUGUCCAAGACGAUGUUCCUGUCGUUCGACAAGUGACAAGCUCUAACUAAGGGAACAUACACGUAUACACGUAUAUAUAUAUAUACACACACAUAUAUACGUACAUACACACGCCACGGUACAUUGGACUCCGUGAGCAUCGCGGAGAGAGUACAUGCAACGAUCAGGUGCGUUACCGCGUGUGUCGCUUGAUCGUUUCUCUUACUAUGCACACUGAGAGGUACCCGAUUACUAUGAGAGAAUGAGCUGCACGGUGAAGAUUUCGUGUGGGAAGAACUGGAGCGGAUCGCAGCGAAGGAUCAACUCCCUCGCGGAGGAAACGACGUGUUCUACGGGUGGAAGCGCGAGCUGCGCCGGCCUAGCGGGCCAACCGACAGCCGUAGUGUCGACCACAGCCACCACGUCCACGUCGACCAUCGCCAACGCCGUCAACCCGAGCACGCUGACCACCAGUAGCCAGAGGCUCGCGCCGUCGCGUCCUGUCAAGUCGAUCACCGCUAAAAAAGGGGAGGAUACCACGAAACUGCUCAAGUACAUCGACGAUAACGUCAUCGGCAAGAACGGCACGUUCUUCGGACCAUUCGGCCGCAGGAAAGUGGUCUACUGCGACUACACCGCCUCCGGAAGGUCGCUGCAAUUUCUCGAGGAGUACAUCGCGAAGGAAGUGCUGCCAUAUUUGGGCGACACCCGAGCGUCCACCUCCAUCUGCAGCCUCCAAUCCUCUCUGUUCAGACACGAAGCCAGAGACAUCGUCCGACACGCGGUGGGAGCUGGAGAGCAGGAUGCGGUUCUUUUCACGGGUCAAGGCACGGCGGCUGCCCUCCGCGCGCUUCUGCGACACCUCGACCUCUCCAAAUCAACUGUGGUCUUCGUUGGACCGUUCGAGCAUCACGCGAAUCUCCGCCCUUGGCGGGAGCAUGGAGUCAGGAUAAUACGAGUGUCGGAGACCCGGGAGGGCUUCUUAGACUUGAACGAUCUCGAUCGAAGCUUGAUCAAGAUGCGAUCCGAGGGUGUUACGCAAAUGAUCGGAUGCUUCAGCGCUGCCAGUUGCAUAACCGGGGUUUUGGCAGAUGACGUCGCCACGACCCUCCUCCUCCAUCAGUAUGGGGCGCUCAGUAUCUGGGAUUACACCACAGCAGCCCCGUACGUGCAGAUCGACAUGAACCCACAUCUGCCCGGCGUCGGUGAGACGACCGUGCACAAAGACGCGAUUAUUUUCGCCGGGCACAAGUUCAUCGGCGGCGUACAGUCGCCCGGAGUGCUCGUGACCAAACGAUCCCUUCUCAAAGAUAAAAUUGCCACGGAGGACAUGAGGGACUCGCAUCACUACCACCGGGACGCGGAACUGCGCGAGGAGAGCGGGACCGCGGGUGUCGUGGAGGCCAUCAGAUGCGGACUCGCGGUUCAAUUGAAGGAGAACGUGACGCCUCGGGCGAUCGUCGCUCGUCAAGAUAAGAUAUCGAGGCAAGUGUUGGCACACGUACGCACGAUUCCGGAACUGAUUCUGCUAGGCAGCGGCUCGCAGAAUGUUAAGAGGCUACCGAUCUUCUCGUUCAUGGUCCGUCACCCGCGCGGCACGUUCCUCCACCACAACUUCGUGUGCGCCGUGUUGAACGACGUGUUCGGUAUACAGGCGCGUGGCGGGUGCGCGUGUGCCGGCCGUUACGCUCACGACCUGAUGGGGAUCGACCAACAACUCGCCAAGGAAUACCAGAAAGCUUUGAUAGAGGGGGAGCGGAACGUGGAGAAGAACGAGGAGACGAACGCGGAGGGUUUGAGGCCCGGAUUCGCGAAACUGUCGUUCCCCUUCUUCAUGUCCGAGGCGGAGGUCGCCUUCGUUCUCGAGGCGUUGAAGAUGGUCGCGACCGAGGGAUGGAAAUUGUUGCCGCAAUACGUGUUGAACCCGGACACGGGGGAGUGGAGGCAUCACACGAACAGCGUGUUCAAGGAGCGAAAGUGGCUGAGCACCAUCAGAUACACGGACGGGAAGAUGAACGCUUCGGAGAGGCGGGUAUCCGGGACAGGCGUCCUUCCCCAGAACUACGGCGACUGUUUGCAGACGGCGCGUAAUAUCUUCAACCGGGCGAGGAAAAUGGCGCAGAGGUAUCCCCUCCAGAUAGACCGUAGCUACAAUUUCGUCUCGGAACGGUUCGAGUCCCUUCGAUGGUUCAUGCUGCCGAGCGAGGCGCAGGAUCUGCUUCUGGGCAACUCGCAGAACGUGAAGCAAGACGUGCCUUUCAACCCGAUGCUGUCCUGGAGCAAGCACGGCCAUCACACGCCGACCACCACCCACGACAGCUUGGUCAACUCCCUCGCGCUCGCCAACAGCAUCCGUCGACUCAACAGCGACAUCCCCCGCACGGGCAACGUCCCCAUCUCCCCCAACUCGCCCAGGCAUCGAAGCCUGCCCGCCUUGAGCUCGGCCAGGAAGACGAUGCUGAGCGCCACCGAGUUCCACCACGCGCCCUCCUCCGGGGCGGGGAGCGGGAACGAGGAGGAGCCGCGCUCCGAGACGGCCGAGUCGAGCAAGGGCCAAAGGUCGCCCGCCACUUGCCCCAGCUCGCCGACGCCCGUCAGAUUCGCGGUCGGCGAGGCCGUGACGCCUUCGGCCCUCGGCGCGAUGCCGUCCCACGCGGCCAGCAGGCCGGCCAAGGAGCAAAGGGAGCUGGUCGAGCCGGCGAACGCCGGCCGAGUCAGGUGCAACUCCCUGGGGAGCAGCAGCGGCGCUGCCGCCGCCGACCCCGCCAAUCGGAACGUGGCCUCCUCCUCCUCCUCCCCGAUCCCCCCGCUGCCCCUGAGCCCGCAGACGCUGACGAGCCUGGGGCUGAGCGGGAACAACGGGAGCAACUACUCGAAGCAGAGGCGCCACCAUUGCAGUUGCAGCAGCCAGACGGAUCUGAACUCGUUGGAGUUGGACAACGGGAGCCCGAGCCACUCCAUCUUGUCGUUGAAUUGCCACACGGCGACCUCGCCCCCCUCCUCCUACUCGUCGGUCAGCGAUUACACGGAAAAGUUCGUGGGAGGGGGCAGGUCGUCGCCGAUCUCGGGGAACGGCGGGCAAAGGUCGGAGGACGACCUGAGGGCUUACGUGAAGGAGAUGACGAAGGAGUUGGCGACCGAGAUCAAGUCGGAGAUACGAGAGGUGAUCUCGAAGGUGGACGACGCCCUGUCGGAGACGAACACGUCGGAGAACACGCCGCAGCACCAUUCCCGAAACCUGAACGCGAUCGGGCAGCUCUCGGUCGAGGAGAAGCAGGCGAGACACGACUCGUUCACGGCGAGCGACAUCGCCGAAUACUUGAUGGAGUUCUCGAAGGAGAUGGCCAGCGAGGUGAAGUCGGAGAUCAGGUGCAUGGUGAACGCGGUGGACGGACUGCACAGGCACUCGCCCGACGCGUCCGCCUCCGACGUGUCCUCGAACGGGUGCGGCUCUCCCGACCGAGGGAGGGCCGUGCAGCCGUCGGCGUCCGCGAGGAUAUCGGCCGCGAGGCGAAGCGGCCCGAUCGAGAUCUCCGGCAAGGUGGGCGAGCUGACCCAGCAGGAGAGCAAGAUGUCGAGCGAGUGUUCGUCCGACGAGACGGUGAUAUACGUGAUGAAGCCGGCCGAGGGCGAGCAGCUCGUCAGUCGCAAGCGGUCGAAAACGGACGACGAGGAGGUGGUGCACGACCUGGUGGACGACGACUUGAACGACGACGACCCGCAGGAGCGCGGCGGCCUCGAGAUAGGCGACGCGAGGAAGGUCCUGCCGAAAAUUUAUUCCGCGGUGAACUCGGUCAGCUCGCAGGACAGCGGUAUCAAUCUGUCGUUCCACGAGAGCGACAAAUCCCUCGACUCGGUUGACUUGAAGCGCAGCAGCAGCGCCGAGUCGAACUCGACCAACAGCUACGGCCGCAAGCCGAGGACUUCCUCGAUGACCGCCCUCUCCAACAAAUCCAACAGUUGCAAGCAGCAGCAAGUCCGCCAGAACGACGACUUCUCCGAGGACGAGGAAUGCUCGAGCAACGACUUGAAGGAGGAAGAGGACGGGGGGGACCAGGGGGCGUUCGAGCCGAAGGACGGGAAGGCGGAAGCGUGGCGAGCCCAGUGGCACUGCCCGCCCAAGAACAUCUGGAAGCCGGCCGUCGAGGCGAUGCAGGAGUUCGACAUGAUUCGGGACAACGACCGGGUGCUGGUCUGCCUGUCGACCAAUUGCAAGAGCUCCCUCUCCUUGUUGCACACGUUGCACCAAUACCGAUUCUACGUGAGGUCGAAGGGGGUGGACUUCGAGAUCGGCGCCGCGACCGUGGACGCGAACGGACCAAACCCCGUUCAGCUGGCCAGCUAUCUCAACGGCUUGAACGUCCCUUACUUCCGCGAGGAGGAAGGGGCGAGCAACGGGAACGGCAAGUGCGACGGCGGCGGCGAUGCGCGGGGGGGCGAGGGGGUGGACGCGAGCGGGGCGUGCAGCUUUUGCGAUCGGGCGACCAGGGCGCAGUUGUACGCGAUCGCCAAGCGACACAAUUACAACGUUCUGGCGGUGGGCCAACAUCUGGACGACCUGACCGAGGGUUUCCUCGUCUCGGUGUUUCACGGCGGCAAGCUGAGAACCAUGAAAGCCCACUAUUACAUACGCCGCCAAGAUCUCAGGGUGGUGCGCCCGUUCGUUUACGUGCGGGAGAAGGCGUUGAGGCAAUUCGUCGAGAGCAAGAAGCUACUGGUCACGAGGGGAAUCGGGUCGAGCGACCUUCCCGAGAAGCGGAAACAAAGCAAGGAGCUGAUACUCGGACAAGAGCGCGCAUACCCUCGCCUCUACUGGUCCCUGAGAACCGCUCUGCGGCCACUGAUCGACGCCCACGAGCAACAGAUCGACCUGGACCUGGUCUCGCCCGUGGUCAACACCCCGGGCAGCAGUUCGAGCGGCUCGAGCGGCUGCUGCAGCUUGGCCGUGGGCGGCGGCGGCGGGAACGGGCAAGGUGGGGGCGGGCAGCAGAAGAGGCAGCAGCGAAGAGCGAAGUCGAACUCGAUCUCGUCGGUGGGGCCGGUGGCCCAGUGGCAGGCGGGGGAGCAGGACGAGAACGAGGAUGAGACCGACGAGGAGCCGGUCCUUUGAGGGAGACCCGUCGCGAGAUGGGAUUUCGAUCGUGAUUCGAUCUCAUCCUCGCAUCGCCGUCGAAAAUUACCGUCAUCGGCGUUCUCCGUGGUCAGGAGGAGGAGAAUGCGUUUCGCCACCGCCGCCGCAACCAAGAUUCAAAAUCCUGAGGGAGAAUGCUAAAGGGGGAAAUGAAUCGAUGGAUGAAUCGUGUUGGAUCGAACACCGUUUCGAUCAAACGCGCGAGGGUGAAACGAGGACGAGAUACUCACGCUUCGUAUUACACGCGUGGCUCGAGAAACGAAGAGAAAACGAAUGUUGUUCGGGCUCGAGGAUAUCUCGUUAGGUUGUUCCUCUUCCGCCGAGAACGAAACUUCGUUCGAUCGUUUCCCCGUUUAUUUGUAAACGGUCGACGCGUGCGCCAGAGAUCCUCCAUACUUAAAAGGAUCACAGCUCUGAUUCGCGAUUUUACGGCACGAAGAGAUGCUCUUAAUAACGGAUCGUUUCGUGAACGUUUUUCAUUUAGCCUUGAGCGUUCUCCAGACAGAGAGAGAGAGAGAGAGAGGAACGUCGAUGCACGAAAAUAGGGAUAUAUAUACAUAUAUAUACUCGUUCGACGCAACGGACGCAACGACGGAUCGGAUUUUUUUUUUCUUCUUCUUCUUCUUCUUCUUCUCACGAGUGGUUGUUCCGUCUGAAGAGUAUGAGAACGAGUCGUGGAACCGUCGUCGCGGUUCGUUCGAUAUCUAACGAUAUACAAUUGCUUCGUAAAAGCUACUUAAACAAAACGUUGUGCGCGGUUUAAAUGUUACUUACGUAAGGACACUUAUGUUAGCGUUUAAAAUAACCAACCAACAUGUUGAGACUUCGGUUGUACUUUACGAGUUCAGAGCCACGCGGGACGUUGCGGUGUCUGGCCAGGCCAGACAACCAAAGUCUUGGAAUCGUGGAACGAUCUUUCGCGAUUUCGAGGGAGUGAAUUUUUCCAGGAAGAAAAAUGAAUGGAUCGAAAGGAAAUUACGGAUGAUUUAUGGAGGGGAAGAAAGUGAUGGUUGAUUGGACGGGACUCGAGUCUUUAGUCCAAAUUUUGAUCGAUGGACGAUAACGAAGAUGGGGAGAUCGAAUGAAGUGACUACUUUGAGAAGCGCCAAAACCUCGACUGCUCAAGGGACCGCAAUUUUAGCGUAAACGAGAGGAGGACACUUGAUUUUUUAUAUUAUAAUUGUGAUUUGAUAAAACGAACGAGCCUCGUGUCUCGCGUCGGUGACGAAUUAGGGUUAGUCGCUUAAGAAAUAUACCAAAAUUUUUGUAAAAUCGUGCCCCGCGCUCACCCGUCGAGAACGAGCCUCAUUUUUUCGAGCAUUUUUCGAUGAAUUCGAACGUGAUUGUUCGCCUUGACGUCUUUCAAUUAGGGAGGGGGGGAAGAGAGAAAGAGAGAGAGAAAGAGUGAAAAAGAAAGAGAGAGAGAGAGAGAGCGAAAAGAAUUUAAAAAUGACACGGAGAUUUUGUUUGUAUCGUUCCGAAUCGAUAGGACGUUCAUUUUUUUUGCGGUCAAUAAAAAUGUCGUCCUUGACAUUCGGCUCGACGAUUACUCCAUUAAUUAAUUAAUUAAACUGCACGCGGUGGAAAUUAAGAAAAAAAAAAAAGAAUAAAAGAAAAUGAGAGCGAAAAGGGAAAACGCGCUUGUUCGACUUUUUGUAAAAAACAAAAACGCGCGAAAUCAAUCGACGAUGUAUUUAUCAACUCGAUCGUUUUUUUCGGUUCACGCGAACGUUUCCAUUAAACACACCGGAUGGAUUGAAAUCGAAGAGAACGGGAGAGAGAGAGAGAGAGAGAGAGAGGGAGAGAAAGAAUGCGAGAGAGAUAAAGAGAGAGAGAGUGAGAGAGAGAGAGAAAGGAUUUGAGGGGUGAAGGUUUUGACUAAUUCUCAACCGUAAUUGCAUGUAAUUUCGAUAGCACGCACACAAAAUAUGCGCCUAGCCGCGUAAUAUUCGUAAAUAUAUACGUGUAAAUACAUAUUUGCUUCUCUUGGCAGAGUAUACCGAAGACGCAUGGUAUAUAUAUACAUAUAUAUACAUAUAUACAUAUACGAAUCAUUAUACGAAAGCUUUUUCCUCUUAACUGGUAAAUAUACGUACAUCUAUACAUAUAUAUCAUGUAUGUCGCCUUGUUCGAAAUCAUAUGGCGGAUCAUAUUUUUCGACUAUUGUAUAGCCCCUUUUUCGUCGAUGAACAAGAGAGAAGAAAGAAAGAGAGAGAGAAAAGAAAAGAAAAGAAAAAAAGGAAUAGAAGACGCGAUCGAGAGUCUAUCGAUCGUUAAUAAGAGAAGAUUAGAAGAUCGCGUGGUAUUUUCGAUUCUUCUAGACGUCGUGGUUGAACGAAUGCAUCAUUUGUUUUUUUUUUUUUUUUUUUUUUUUGGAUAUUCGAUGUUCGCCAUGUCCAACGUACUGGGAUUCGCGCGACAGGAACGAUUAUCCAGCCAUUGUAGAUUACACGUUUUCAAGACCAAAAAAAAAGAAAAAAAGAAAGAAGCGAAACCAGUCAAAGCAGAAUGGCACCCGUGGAAGAAAUUCAUUCUGAAGAAUGGAAUGAACGAAAAUUGGACGAUACGAUCGUCAAACACGGCGGAUAUAUGGGGUAUUGGACGAUUAUGAUGAUCGAUAAUAAUCGAACAAGAGAAUUUUCGGCUCGAUACUUAACGAACUCGUCUUCGAGCGUUUUCGUUUCGUUUAGGUUCAGGACAACAGUGUACGCUCGCUAUCGUUAGGAUUUUAUUCGGAGGAAGCGUAAAAGCUCCGGUGCGUGUACGUAGACCGCAUGCAAAAAAAAAAAAAAAAAUACACACACACACACACAUUGCAACAUUGUAGGAUC